AGAAACACAAAAAAUCGUUCUACUUACCGAAAACCUCCCAAAUCUUCUCCCACUAAAACCUCAACCGAGAAGCUGCCAUGGAGAACGGAGAUUUGCUCUGCGAGGCAGCCCAAAACGGCGACGUAGAAAAGCUCAAAACCUUAAUAGAAUCCGGAGCUGACGUCACCUACUUCGACAAAGAUGGCCUUACUCCGCUUAUGCACGCCGCCAAGCACGGCCACGCAGAGGUUGUUCAGUCCCUCCUCGACGCCGGCGCCCCUUGGAAUGCUCUAUCCCCUUCCAACCUCUCCGCCGGCGACUUCGCAAUGGACGCCGGCCACCAAUCCGCAUUUGACGUUCUUCUUUAUGCCGGGAUCCAAGCUGAGCUGGUGUUGGGAACAAUUGCUAGGAAAGAAAAUGCUAAUGGAGGAUCUAAUGUGGAGUAUUUAGAGGACAGGAUCAGUUUUAGUGAGGACAAGUUGAUGGAUGCGGAAAAUAAAGCAGUUAUGAUGGCUUGGGAGAAGCCAUUGAUGGAGGCUCAUGCCAAAGCUGUAUGCUCCAUGGGCGGUGAUGUUUUAAACGUUGGGUUUGGUAUGGGACUCGUGGAUACUGCUAUACAGCAGUAUGAACCCACUAGUCAUACCAUUGUUGAAGCUCAUCCAGAGGUGUAUAAGCGUAUGCUAGAGUCAGGCUGGGGCGAGAAGAAGAAUGUCAAGAUCAUUUUUGGCCGGUGGCAGGAUGUGCUCGAUCAGUUCGAAUCUUAUGACGGGAUUUUCUUUGACACGUAUGGAGAAUAUUAUGAAGAUCUGAGAGAGUUUCAUCAACAUCUUCCCAAACUUUUGAAGCCUGGAGGGAUUUAUUCAUUUUUCAAUGGCCUUUGUGGAGGCAACCCUUUCUUUCACAUAGUAUACUGUCAGUUGGUUUCAUUAGAACUUGAGAGUCUGGGUUAUUCUACCCAGUUGAUACCCUUACCUGUUAAAGAUUGCUUAGGUGAAAAAACUUGGGAGGGUGUAAAACAUAGAUACUGGCAGUUAGAUAGUUAUUACCUGCCUGUUUGUCAGGCCUUGGAGGAUUCAGAAUGAAGCUCGUUUUACGACCCUGUAUCCUCUGACUGUUGUAUUGUUUGACAAGUUUUAGUCAGCUGGAAGUCUUGAUUACUCUUCCUAGUGUAACUUCUUCAUAUGAGACAUAUUAUAGUCUUGCGUUUAGGUGCCAUACUUCCGCUUUACCGAAAAUUCUGCAAUAUAUUAUUUUGGGAUUUGUUUUGGCCCUCCUAACUAGACUGGAUUUAGUUCUUGGUUGACCAAUGAUGUAAUAGAGGUUGUUUUAUGUUUCUCCCCUGCAUGUUGUAGUCCCCUGAGGAGCUAUAUAUUUCUUUCUUCUUUUUAUGAUAGAAAAUGAAAAAGAAAAAUGCAGGUACUAAUCCAAUUCGUUCGAAUGUCUGUCGAAAUACUGGCUUGAUAGAUGAAUGGGAUGUGCCUCUAAGAUUCUUCUUCUAUGAAUAAGUGAUGCAUUCUCUUUAUUUUUAUAUAUUUUUUGGUGUCAACAAGAUCAAAGCUCAUGGUACAACGAAAAUCAGAGUUCAGAGUCAC
Messenger RNA from Oldenlandia corymbosa var. corymbosa, 1571 nucleotides. The record is from the annotation of a GenBank genome assembly. NCBI's taxonomy places the organism in Eukaryota, Viridiplantae, Streptophyta, Magnoliopsida, Gentianales, Rubiaceae.